Molecule: messenger RNA, 1653 nt
Organism: Nicotiana attenuata
Lineage: Eukaryota; Viridiplantae; Streptophyta; Magnoliopsida; Solanales; Solanaceae
Exons: 7
Coding region: 1-1653 (550 amino acids)
Source: RefSeq, a predicted model, not a curated record
AUGGCAUCAAACACAAUCGUUGGAGCACUAUUUCAAGAAGUAACUUCUCAGGUACGGCGUGUGAUCAAAAAGAAAAAUCUUCCGAUUCCGCCAAAGAUUGAUGAAGACGGUGAAAUCAUAGUAUCAUCUGAUCCUCUUGAUUUAGAUGAAUACACCGAAGAACAAGCAGUUGUUAUCCAAGAUAUCGACAAGAUGUCAUAUGACGAACUCAGAGGUGAUCUAAUUGCGUUUGAGAAAACACAUUUAGACAGGAAAGUCCAGCAAGAAAAAAGGCAGGCAGUUGCAUUCAAAGCAACCGUAGCUGAAUCAGAAAAUGAAGAAGAAGAAGAAGAAAAAGGAGGAGAACAAGAUGAAAAUAUAAUCAUGCUCUCUAAAGUUAAGAAGAAAUCCUUUGGAGCAUGGAGUGAUGAAGAAGAAUCCGAUCAUAAGAAAAUUGCCAACAUGUUCUUCAUGGCCAUCAAAGAAGAUUCAGGCGAGCUUAGUCUCAUGGCAGACGAAGGAUCAAGUGAGGUACGUCUUCCUACAUGUCCUAAUUGUAAUGAACUUCAAGAAUUUAUUGAUAUUGCAGACAUUGAGAAAGUUCUAAAUGAGCCUCGAAAGAUCCAAAGAGAAAAUAAAGACUGGGCACUGAAAUUAGAAAUCAGUCAGCUCCUCGUAAUUUCACAUCUAAAACAAGAAAUCGCUCUGCAUGCACUCAUUGUGGCAACACUUCGAACAGUUGCAGGUUUAGAAAUAGAGGAGAAAAAGUCUCUGAAAAUUUCAAUAACCCUUCCUGCUUUUAUUGUGGAAAACCUGGCCAUACAUCUAACUAUUGCAGAAAACCUUGAUAAGUUUGAUCCAAAAAGCGAUGAAGAUAUUUUUCCUGGAUACUCUCCCUCCAGUAGAGCAUAUAGAGUUUUUAAUAAAUGUACUUUAUCUGUUGAAGAAGCUAUACAUGUUGUAUUUGUGGACACUAACCCUCGCUCAAGGAAUGAAAAACUUCCUGAAGAUGAGGAAAUUUUCAUAGUUCCAAAGUCUUUCAAUACAGAGCCAGUAUCAGUUGUUCCAAAUGAAUGGAAAAGUGAGCCUGGAUACCCACAUAAGUACAUCAUUGGAAAUUCUCAGGAAGGCAUGAAAACAAGAAGAUCGCUAAAGCAGACGUCAAAUAUUGCGCUCAUAUCUCAAUUCGAACCAAAAAAGGUAGAUGAGGUCCUUGGGAACGAAAGAUGGAUAACUACAAUGAAGGAAGAGCUUGAUCAGUUUGAGAAGAAUAAAGUAUGGGAACUCAUCCCUAAACCUCCAAAUGCAUCCAUUGUUGGAACAAAAUGGGUAUACAGAAAUAAGCUGAACGAGCGUGGACAAGUUGUACGAAAUAAAGCUGGACUGGUUGCUCAAGGUUAUUUGCAGCAAAAAGGAAUUGAUUACGAGAAAACUUUUGCUCCUGUUGCCAAGUUAGUAUCUAUUCGUAUCUUAUUAUCUUAUGCUGAUCACAAAUGUUUUAGACUAUUUCAGAUGGAUGUAAAAAACGUAUUCUUAAAUGGUUUCAUCUCUGAGGAAGUGUUCGUUAAGAAACCUCCAGGUUUUGUAAAUGAAUUCUUUCCAAAUCAUGUCUACAAAUUAUCCAAAUUCCUUUACGGGCUAAAGCAAGCUCUAGAACUUUGUAUGAAAGGUUAA